AUUGUUCUUUUUCCUUUCAAACCUUUUUUUAGUAUUAAAAACGUUUGAUUCUCUUUUAAGAUAAAGCUAUUAACAAACUAAAUUUACGUAUUAUAAGUGAACAUCAGAUAAAAUGUACCGUAAAAAUCAAUAGCAUAGUAAGCUUGAGCCUUUAGCUGACUCUCGAUAAUGACAUACGUUGAAUUGAAUUGAAAGUGGACAUGAGCAUCACAGGAUACAAAGCUAUAACUACAUACGCACGUGUUUGCCGGUCGAUACUGGCGCUAUCUAUUGCUCACCACCUAUCUUGCUGUCAGGCUGUCUGGCAGCUGCGGCACGCAGUACGUCGCCUACCCCAAGCAAGUUGCAUGUCGCUUGCAACCCCACGCGCGCAGACGACGCGCUCUGCCACUUUGUAUAUACUUUAAUCUACGUAAACUAAAAGUUUCGUCGUCAAAUUGUAUACAAAUGGACUUGAGUGAUGAUUCGUCUUGCUCAUCGUUUGUAAUCAUUAUCAGUGGCUUGUCGUAGUAACGAUGGCUUCUAUAGCAAAUUUUCCAGAUCACAUACUCGAGCUGAUAUUUUCACACUUGGAUCUGUAUACUCUGGGUAAUUGUCAACUAGUUUGCAAAAAGUGGCACCGAUGCCUCAACUACGACGAGAAUAACGACAUUUGGCGAAUGCACUGCCAGCGAAGACUCACCGAAGAGACUUUAAACUCCGAUCUAUUGUCUACUGUGCCGACUUUUAAAGCUAAGCUCAGAGCCCACUACUAUGCUUGGAAUACCAAUGAUUGUUCCAGGAAUAUUUACACAAAGUUCAAUGAUUUUACUUUACAUAGAAAUCCAAUUGCUCAAAGUACAGAUGCUUGCAGGGGGAAGAUAGGUUUUAGGCAUGGAAGACACGCUUGGGAAGUAAUUUGGGAAGGUCCUCUUGGAACUGUUGCUGUUAUUGGAAUUGCGACUAAGGAGGCAGCUUUGGUAUGCCCGGGCUAUGUUGCUUUACUUGGCUCCGAUGAACAUUCUUGGGGCUGGAACUUAGUAGAUAACAAUCUACUUCAUAAUGGAGACGCUCAAGGAAAUUACCCUCUUCCUAACAAUGCACCAAAAUAUCAAGUUGGAGAGAGAAUUAGGGUAAUAUUAGAUUGUGAUGAUAAUACAUUAUCAUUCGAGAAAAACUAUGAAUUUUUAGGAGUAGCAUUUAGAGGUUUACCAGAUAAAAGACUAUAUCCAGCAGUAUCUGCUGUGUAUGGAAAUACGGAAGUUUCUAUGGUGUACCUGGGUCCUCCAUUAGAUGGCUAAAGUUGCAUACUGAAUUUGUACAAAAUUGACUCUUCAUUGAUUAUCUUUAAAUUAUGGUUUGUCUCAUGAACUUUCUUGGAAACUUGUGCAAUUAAAACUCAAUGGAAAAUUACAAUAUAAAGAGAACAUGUAUAAAUCUAACAAAAUCCACUUCGGUCAAAGCUCGACAAUUUAAGAAAAAUUAUUCAUGGAUUUUUCCCAUAAAAUUGUUGGGUAUAAAAUAGAUCUAUUUUCUAGUCUGUACAAAUUAUAAUAUACAAUUUUCGAGCUUUAUAAAAACGAAUCUUUCGUUUGCAAUGAUUAUUCUAAGUACUAAGUAAGAUUGUAAAAAUUCAGUCAGACAAAAAUAUUCCAACUAUAAAUAAGUUUUAUAAGCAAUUAAAUUGUAAAUAAAAUCAUUGAUGCUUCUAAUUAAAUUGAUUAACAUUCCUAAUUAUUUAAAACUGUACAUAGAUAUGUUUAUA
Molecule: messenger RNA, 1744 nt
Organism: Trichogramma pretiosum
Lineage: Eukaryota; Metazoa; Arthropoda; Insecta; Hymenoptera; Trichogrammatidae
Gene: Fsn
Product: F-box/SPRY domain-containing protein 1
Exons: 4
Coding region: 516-1280 (254 amino acids)
Biological process (GO): proteasome-mediated ubiquitin-dependent protein catabolic process; synapse assembly involved in innervation
Cellular component (GO): SCF ubiquitin ligase complex; synapse
Molecular function (GO): protein binding
Source: RefSeq, a predicted model, not a curated record